Molecule: messenger RNA, 4400 nt
Organism: Mugil cephalus (flathead mullet)
Lineage: Eukaryota; Metazoa; Chordata; Actinopteri; Mugiliformes; Mugilidae
Product: potassium voltage-gated channel subfamily V member 2-like
Exons: 2
Coding region: 438-2075 (545 amino acids)
Biological process (GO): protein homooligomerization; potassium ion transmembrane transport
Cellular component (GO): voltage-gated potassium channel complex; membrane
Molecular function (GO): delayed rectifier potassium channel activity
Source: RefSeq, a predicted model, not a curated record
GCCAGAAAAAAUGUUCACAAAUAUGCAGUAAUGGGGAAAUGAAAGAAAAACGAACAUGAGGCCUCAGUUGGCUGUUUGCCUUCAAGAUCCUUAAACCAACUUUGUUUCCAAAUCCAGCCUCACCCCCCUCCAUUUACAACUCUUUAAGGAUACUUAGAAGGACACCAAUGAGAUUACCCUGAAAAAUCCCUGCUGCUUGUCCUAGUCUCCUGGUCAGACUGAUCAAAUGUGUUGUCUGUCCAGACAAACAGGGGAAACUCUACUUCUUCUUGAACCGGACUACUUGACCCACCGCUCAAACUCAAAUUGAACUAGCAAAACAGGAAGGACUGCUGUUCGCUGAGAUAGUAAUUCCUCUGGGACCAGAUGCAGUGUUUCCUGCAAAUUCAACAGCAAAUGCUGUGUUGGGGAAUUAUUUCCAGAGAGCAUUUCUUCUGAUGUAUAAAUUUAUUUAUUUACCAGUAUUUUUGCUUGUCUUUUUUUAUUUUGUCCUGUUAAACUGGACCACCACAUUUUUCAUGGCUUGCUCAGAAAAUGCUCAGCAGCUGCACAGAUGUUUGCAAAGCCGACGCUCAACUAUCAACUGCCUCUCGGACAGCAAACAAGACAACAACUCGUUUCCAUUUUCCCAGGACAAAGCAGUGAAGGCAUGGAGCUCUCUGGAGAAUCUGGACAGUUCUGGCGUCAAAGCUGAGUGCCCCAAUGCCGAGGAUGAACCCAAAUGGCAGCAGAGCAUCAAAGUGAACGUUGGAGGGAAAGUGUUUCAUAUCCCAAGAAAGUGUGCUCUUAAAUAUCCUAACACCAGGAUUGGCUCAUUAGCUCAAUGCAAGGACCGGGCAAAACUUCUCACUCUGUGCGAUGACUACUCUGUGUGGAAGAAUGAAUUCUUCUUUGACCAUGAUCCAGCCUUCUUCCACCACGUCUGCCAUUUCUACCACAGCGGAGUGCUGUGGGUUGUAAGGGAAAUGUGCCCCAUCAACUUUGAGGAGGAAAUUGCGUACUGGGGACUGAGCAUUAAACACAUCCAGCUGUGCUGCUGGAUGGUGUUCGAGGAGAAGGCGGACGAGGUCAAGGACAACCUGAAGGUGGAGAGAGAGCUGAUGGCUGAGAUCGAAAUGAAGUAUGACGACGAAAGCUUCAAGGACAUGAUUUUUGGGAAUGUGCGGAAGACCCUGUGGAACGUCGUGGAGAAUCCGUACUCUUCAUCUCUGGCGAAGGCAUUCGCCGUGCUCUCCAACCUGUUCGCGCUCUUCUCCAUCGUCGCAAUGGCUCUCAACACUGUGGAAGAGCUCCAAACAUACAGAAUCAAUGACAAAACGCAGAUGGAAUGGGUGGAGAUUAUCACCAUUGUGUUCUUCACCUUUGAGUAUUUAAUUCGCCUUAUCACCACUCCUAAUAUCGCUUUGUUCUUGAAGGGGGGCCUCAACUUUGUGGACAUGGUGUCGGUCAUGCCUCAUUUUGCCCAGAUCGUCUUUGAAACCUGCACCGAUGCGAUGAAUGUGAACGCACAAGAAGACCACAGGGCUAUGACUCAGCUCAGUACGCUCAACCAUGUCCUCAUCGUCAUCAAGUUGCUGCGGAUCUUUCGCAUUUUGAAGUUAGCACGACAUUCAACUGGCAUGAAGGCGUUUGGGUUUACCCUGCGGCAGUGUUACCAGCAGGCCUGUUGCAUUUUCCUCUUCAUUGCCAUGGGAAUCUUCAUUUUCUCGGCCCUCUUGCAUUCAGCAGAGAUGGAUACUGAGGGUUCUUCUAUCAGCAGCAUCCCAUAUGCCUGGUGGUGGGCUGCAGUUAGCAUCUCCACUGUGGGUUAUGGCGAUGUGGUUCCCGUAACCAUCCUAGGACGCAUUGUAGCGUUUGGUUGCAUCUCUUUCGGUAUCAUCCUCAACGGCAUGCCAAUCUCCUUCCUGUUCAACAAGUUCUCUGACUACUACAGCACGCUGAAGGCACAAGAGUACAACUCCAUCUCAGUGCAGCGCCGAUUCCAGCUCAAGAAGAGACUCAGGCGUAAAAUGGAUAUGUGCUUCCAUCCCUCAGAAGAAGACAGCAGCACAGUCUUAGAGCCCGUCUUAGAAUGACUUGAACAUUUGAGAAGAGGACCCUUACGCUUGAGGAACUUGUGGACAGCAUAAAUCAGAUAAAAUAUUCCGAUGCCACAGAAGGAAGUGAACCUGCUUAGUGAGUGAGUGAGCACAGUAAGAACAAAAAACAGGCUAAGUAUACAGAAGCAGAACCAAAAUGAGAUCACUGCUAUUGCUGCUUUCUCAAAAAGUGGAAAGGCACAUGUUAAAUUUCACAGCACUUAUUAUAAGCAGUGGUGUGAUGUGGGUUUUUUUUUUGUUGUUUUUUUUUUUUUUUUUUUUUCUGAGACAAAAAAUCUAUAGCCUUUUUAAGUGGUGGGGACAUAAAAGAGCAUGUUGUCUGUAUGUUAUCGCUAUUUCAUGUAAUGGAUUGAGUUAUCAGAGCACCCAGUUUCCUUUUACUGGCACUUACUUGUUAUCAAACCGGCCCUUUGAACACCAACACAUGCCCUUUCUCUCACCUUCCCUCAUACACAUACACCCACAUGCAUUGUCUCCCUGACUUGAUUUACAUAAAUCUGCACAGUGCAGAUUUGUGAUGUAAAUAGCAAUUCAUUCACGUCAUUUACAUACAUUCAGCAAAAUGAGAACAUGUCCAUCACUGCGCUUGCUAAUUCUGCUAUCGAAAAGUCAACACAAACUUGCUAAUUCCCUUGGCACAGUCCUGGCAAACCACAGAUGAGCAGUGUCACACUAGCAGGAUCACCUCGUCCGUUAAUCAUUCUUUUUUUUUCUGCCAAGGGAAGCCAACUCUGCCUGGCUUAUCUUCGGACCACAGCACAAUACCCUAUCUCACCACUCUUCAGCUACAUAACAUCGCACAACCUUAAAUAAUUAGAGAUGAGAAAUAAGAAAGAGACAAAGUGACACAACUUAGAAUUGCCAAAACUGCUCAGAAGAGUGUUUUUAUUUGAUGAGAGCUACAGUCUCAUAAGAAAGACAGGCAGCAUGGCUUCCCCUUGGCCUCGGGGAAAUAUGUCAUUGAUUAUAAGGUCUUGUGAUUGGUUUUGCGUCUUUACCUGAUAGCAAGCAGACAAAACAAACUGUUGCUUGCAUGGUGAUACUGCUAGUUGUCACGUGUAUGCUAGCUGCCUACACAAUGCACAGAUCUGGAUGUUCUCACUGUUAUCUGUGUUGUUUUUUUGCUCACUGGGCCAAACCCUUCCUGUUCUCUGCUUCACAGCUGCUGACAAACCUCAUAGUGUCAGAGGACGGUUUCUGUGUUUCCUCAAUGGCAGUUCAACAGCAGUUAAGAGGAAGAAACACUUCUAUCUGCUGUUCAUUACCUGCUGAGGUCCCUUUUUUGGACUUCCCUAAAUCCAUGCUGAUCUCCUUAGUUUUUGUGGUGUUUGUUAGGGAAAGAUUAAUAUCCAAAUACCUGUCGACCAGUUAAAUAGUAAGAGAAGAACUGAUGAUUAAGUCUUGUAUGGCAUCUUAUGUAUGAAGAAUUUCUUGUUAAACCGAAAUGUACUGGAAAAAGCAAUGGAGCCACAAGUUGUGACUUGUAAACAAGUGCCUGUGAACGAAUGCCAUGUGUUCUUCUGUUUGUACAUCAAUUGCAAUGAACACUGUCAUACGGUUAAUUGCCCCCUUUAAUGUGUGACAAAAGGAAUUUGAAAGUAGACUCAUACUGUCUCCACCUCUUAAGGUCUAGAAACGUCUUACAGACUCCUCUGGAAGCACCUUUUUUAGAUCUGGUGCAGCUCCUUUCGCUUCACAUGCAGACAUAAUACUGCUACUCAUUGUUGACUUUUUAUUAUUACACCACUAGUCAAAAGUAUCCUCUGGUAUAUUUGGUCAGGGCUUCAUCUUACAGCACGAUAAUGACCCAAAAGUUUAAUCCAAGCUACAGCAGAACUACCUCAGGAUAAAAACAAGAUGGAAAGCAAGAAAACAUGGAGUGGACCAUGGCCCAGUCUGUAGACUUUAACCUCAUGGAGCUGGUUUGUGAUGAACUGGACAGAAAGUGACUCGCAUUUCUGGGAACUUCUGCAACAAAAAAGGGAUGAACUCUCUGAACAAUAUUUGAUUUCCAUUUUAAGAAUGAAAGGAUGUCACAAGUGUGUUCACAGACAUUAAACUGCAUACGUUUCAAUAAAAAAAGAAGACAGAAGAAGAAAUAUUGUGUUCUAAAAUGUAGUUAUUCAUUUUUCUUCAUAUUUAAAGGCAGAAGACUGAAACUGUUGUUAUUAUGAGAUCAUAAAAAGACAUAAUUAAUGCACGUUUUUCUUUCGGUUUGAGUUUUUAUCAAUUUAAUAUAUUUUCACAUUUUGUCCUAUUUUUAAUUAUUAUGAUUGACAUAAAUAAAACUUCAGGAUAUCC